AUGAGCAACAUGAAUAUACUUGCGUAUCUUUUGAUAUGUCCCUUUAACUUAAUAUAUAUAUUUGACCUUCCUUCAUAUAUACCUGAGUUAAAUAAAAAGCUGGAGAAUGACGAGGUGUUUAUAUAUGGAAAAGAAAUAAGAAAGAAUGAAUCUGCAUAUUCUUUACAUUAUGAAAAAUAUUUAUAUGAAUUAUCAAGAAGAUAUUAUGAGAUAAUAUUAAAAUAUAAUAAGGAGCUCGGGGUUAAUCAAGAAAAAGAAUAUAAUUUAAUAAUAAGUAGAGAGAUAGAUAAAAAAAAAAAAAAACAAAAAAAUAGUACACAAGGAGAAUAUAAUAAUGAUGAUGAUAAUAAUUGGAAAUUAUUCCAAAUAUAUGAGAAGGAAGAACCCAGAUCAUACGAAUUAAUACGUGUUGAGAUUUACAAAAAAGAUAUUCUUUUAAUUUAUAAAAAUGAAAAAACCAAAUCAUCAAUAAAAUUUAUAAUAAAGAAAAGAAAAGAUAUAAAAAAUUAUUUCUCAUUAUGUUAUCAAAAUUGUAUAAAUAAAUUAGAUAAAAAUGAUUAUAAUAUUUUAAAAAGUACAAUAAAUAAUAGUAAAGAAAAUAUAAUUAAUAGUGCUUAUAUAUAUAUGUAUAUAAUAUUUUUCUUUUUAUGUAUAUAUGUAGAAAAAAAUUUAUUUUUAUACUUUCCUAUAUUAUUACAAAAGUAUGAAAUACUAACAACAUUAUUUAUUUUAUUUAUUCCUUUAAUUCUUUUUGUUUUUUUUUAUUUUUAUUUUACUAUAAUCAAGUUGAUAUGUUCUUGUCUAGUUUUAUAUGUAACAUUUCAAUUAAUUUAUUAUACUCAAGGUAUGCCUAUAUAUAUGGAACAUAGCAUAUUGAAACAUAAAGAAAAAGAAGAAAUUUGUGAUGAAAAAGAAGAAAUUUGUGAUGAAAAAGAAGAAAUUUGUGAUGAAAAAGAAGAAAUUUGUGAUGAAAAAGAAGAAAUUUGUGAUGAAAAAGAAGAAAUUUGUGAUGAAAAAGAAGAAAUUCUUGAUAAAAAAAAAAAAAUUCAUGAAAAAAAAAAAAAAAUUCAUGAUAAAAAAGAAGAAAUUGAUGAAAAAAAAAAAAAAAUUCAUGAUAAAAAAGACGAAAGUCAUGAUAAAAAUGAAGACAUAACAUAUCCUGUUCAAUAUAAUAUAGAAAAUGAUUUAUGGUACAGCUCAAAAAAUGUAGAUAUUAAAAUGUAUUCAUCUUCAAAUAAAGGAGAAGAAUAUAUUAUACAGAAUACAUUAAAACAUUUUAGAUUAAUGAAUAUGUGUAUGACAUAUAUAUGUAUCUUUGCUGUUGAUUUUUAUUUCUUUCCAAAUCAUUUUUGUAAAUCCUAUUAUUAUGGAAAUACACUAAUGGAUAUAGGGAUAGGUGCUUCUAUAAGCUCCAGUGCAUAUUCUCAAGAAAUAAAAAAGUUUACAUAUAUAAAAGAGAAGAAAAGAAUAAUUGAAUUAAAACAUAUAGUUUUAUUUAUUUUAGGAAUAUCUAGAUUUAUUGGAAUAUAUCUUUUUAAUUAUAAUUAUAAUAUAAGUGAAUAUGGAAUACAUUGGAAUUUCUUUUUAACAUUAUGUACUACAUUUCUUAUAUCUAAUAUAUGUUUUAUUUUAUUAAAAAGGAUACGUUAUAUUUUUCUUUUUAGUAUAAUCUCUAUAAUUCUUUUUGAAAUAGCCAUAUACUAUUUUGACUUACAUAAUUAUAUAUUAUUAAAAAAUGAUAGAUUAAAUUUCUUUUCAUCAAACAAAGAAGGCUUAUUUAAUAUUAUAGGUUCUGUUAAUUUGUAUUUAUUUUCUUUCUCAUUAUUUAAAUAUUUAACAAAACAAAGGACAUACAUAACAACCUCGAACAUUCCAAAAAAUAAAAAGGAUAUGAAUAAUUCUAUGUAUUCAAAGAACGGUAACCACACAAAUAGCAAUAUAAAUAAUAGGAAUCAUAAAAUUGUAAUUCGGAAUAAUCAUAUAAAUAAAUAUGAACAAGAUAACACAAAUAAGUAUAUUAAUAAACAAAUAAAUAAUAAUAAGAAUAAACUUGAUGAAGAAGAAAAAUUAAAAAAAUUAAAAAAAUUAAAAAACAAAAAAAAAAAUUUAAAAAAAAAAAUUAAAUAUUAUUUGUUAUACCUUCAAUAUAUAAUAAAUAUAUAUAAAGAAGAAUAUUAUACUAUUUAUUAUAAUAUAAAAUUAAUUAUAUCAUCUUUUAUUUUUUAUUUAUUACAUAUAAUUCUUAAUUUAUAUAAAAAUUAUAGUGUGCGUAUAUUAUGUAAUGCAAAUUAUAUUUUUUUAAUAACAUCAUUGGGUUUGUUUUCUUGUGCCUUGAGUUUUUCCUUAGAAGAUAUAUUAUUAAGAUAUAAAAAAUAUAAAAUAAAUAUUGAUAUAACAGUAUUGGAUAAGAUAAAUAAAAAUACAUUGAUAGUUUUUCUUUUCUCGAAUAUACUUGUGGGCAUGUUCAAUAUUCUAUUUCAAACUUUAUUAUUACCUCUUAUAUUUGUAAUACCUAUAUUGGUAUUUUAUUCUUUCUUAAUACUGCUUUUUACAAAAUGCUUACCACCUUCCAUACGCCAUCCAAAAAAAAAAACACAUCAUGAGGAAAAGCAAAAAAAAGAAUGA
Plasmodium falciparum 3D7 is the source of this 2625-nucleotide messenger RNA. RefSeq names its product putative GPI-anchored wall transfer protein 1 (gene GWT1). The record is from RefSeq and is a predicted model, not a curated record. NCBI's taxonomy places the organism in Eukaryota, Apicomplexa, Aconoidasida, Haemosporida, Plasmodiidae. Gene Ontology annotation, molecular function: acyltransferase activity. Gene Ontology annotation, biological process: GPI anchor metabolic process; GPI anchor biosynthetic process. Gene Ontology annotation, cellular component: membrane.